This is a messenger RNA of Cyanistes caeruleus (blue tit), 5051 nucleotides long. NCBI's taxonomy places the organism in Eukaryota, Metazoa, Chordata, Aves, Passeriformes, Paridae. The record is from RefSeq and is a predicted model, not a curated record.
GCCAGUUUAAAAACCAGGGACAGGCUGUCAGCUCGAGAUCAGUCUCUCGAUUUCUCCAUGUACAAACAUGUGGUCAAGGAUUCUUCUCGGUAUUCUGUCCUUGAACUGGUUUCCCAUAGUGUCUUCUGAAACGCAGUAUGUGCUGCUGGUCCCAUCGGUUGUGCGGAGCGACGCUCCACAGACGGCUUGUGUGCAGUUACACAACCUCAGCGAGCCCCUGUCCGUGAGCGUUGUCCUGGAAUAUGGCAGUGUCCAACAGACCCUCUUUGAGGAACCCAUGACAGAGAAUGACUUCUUCAAGUGCAGCGAGUUCAAGGUUCCUCCUGCCACUUCUGAUCCCGUGGCAUUCAUUUCCUUCUCAGCCAAAGGUGCCAGAGUUGUCUUAGCUGAGAGAAGAUCAGUGGCGAUUCAGAAUGUGGAUGGUGCUGUCUUCAUCCAGACGGACAAACCCUUCAAACCCUUCUACAAGCCAGGACAAACAGUGAUGUUUCGUGUGGUCACUUUGGACACCCAGUUCAGACCUGUUCAGGAGACGUAUCCCAGAAUCAUCAUUGAGGAUCCAGAGCAAAACAAGAUCUUCCAGUGGCUGGAGGUGACAUCAAAGCAUGGAAUUGUCCAGCUCUCCUUUCCACUAAUCCCAGAGCCUAUUCUGGGGUCCUACCAAAUUACUGUGGAAAAGAAGUCAGGUGAAAAAGAGUACCAUUCCUUCAGAGUGGAGCAAUAUGUGCUGCCAAAAUUUGAAGUGACAACCACUGGGCCAAAGGCGAUUUCUUUCUUUGACGAGGAAGUCAGGGUGAACGUUUGUGCCUCGUACACUUAUGGCCAGCCAGUGCAAGGGAAUGCCCGAAUAAAUGUGUGUCAGCAGCGCUUCUAUACUCCACUCUGUCAACAAAACCGGAAAAAAACCUGUGAAUCUGCCACUGGACUGCUGGGAAAGGAUGGCUGCCUGAGCACUGUCAUCUCCAUCAAAAAACUCCAGCUUUACCGCAGCUAUGCCAUGAUGUAUGCCAGCCUCAAUAUAGAAAGCAUCGUCACUGAAAAUGGGACAGGUAUCCAGAUCAAGGCCUAUGACUAUGUUUCAGUCAACCAAGAAAAUGACCAAGUGCGGUUCAGGAAUAUGGAUUCCUAUUACAAGAGGGGAAUUCCUUACCAUGGUGAGAUCACUGUGACAAGUGUGGAUGGUGAGCCUGUUGCCAACAGCACUGUCCUGCUGGAGCUCAAUGGAGAUUAUCUGGCCAGCUAUUCCACCAACAAAAAUGGCACUGCUGCUUUUUCCAUUGACACCUCCAACUUCUUUGAUCCCAGUUUAAAGCUGACAGUCAAACAGGCACCAGAUGAAUGUGCAGACUUUAUCUGGGGGAUUGAUAAUGAGCCCAAAGCCUCCUUCCUUGUCCAGCGUUUCUACUCACGGACCAACAGCUUUCUGAAGAUUGAGCCAGUGACAGAGGAGCUCAGCUGUGGCCAGCAGCAAACAAUCAAUGUUCACUAUGUCCUGAACAGAGAAGGCUACAGCAAUGCCACACACACAAACUUCUACUAUGUAGUGAUGACACAAGGAAAAAUUACUCUCAGUGGCCAGAAGCAAGUCAGCAUUUCUGGUGCUCCCCGAGGUACAUUUUCCAUCACACUGAACGUCACUGAGAAGCUUGGCCCCCGCGCCAGAUUGCUGCUCUACACCGUGCAUCCUCAUGGAGAGAUAGUGGCUGACAGCUCCAGGAUACACACUGAUAUAUGCUUCAAAAACAAGGUCCAGCUCAAGUUCUCUGAGAAGCAGGGUCUCCCGGGCUCUAAAGUUGGACUCCACCUGGAAGCUGCUGCCAGCUCUCACUGUGCCCUGCGAGCAAUUCAGAGCAUCUUUCUUCAGUCUGGGCAAGAGUUAUCUGCCGAGAGUGUGUACUACCAGCUUGGUGGGGGUGAUUUAUAUGGCUAUUACUACAAUGGGCUCAACCUGGACGAUGACAGGCCACAGAUGUGUACCCCAUCCAAAACCAUCUUUUCUGAUGGCUUGUACUUUGAACCUGUGAAUGUCAGCCGUGAUGGAGAUGUCUACAGGAUUUUCAGGGGUAUGGGUCUGAAAGUGUUCACCAACUCUGUGCUGCGGAAACCGGUUCUGUGCAAUGAGGAGACACCAGAUACGGAAAAUUACCCUUCUCACUACUCUGACUCCAAUCUCAGGGCCUUAGGUGAGGCAGCGAUUAUUGGUGCGGGUGGUGGUUUCAGCAGUGUUCGGAAAUACUUCCCCGAGACCUGGAUUUGGGAACUGGUGGACACUGAUUCCAGGGGAGAGGUCAAUGUGUCUUACACCAUUCCUGACACUAUCACAGAAUGGAAAGCCAGCGCUUUCUGUGUGCAGGAUGAUGCUGGGUUUGGCAUCUCCUCACCCGUUUCCCUGACAGCAUUCCAACCAUUCUUUGUGGACCUCACCCUGCCCUACUCUGUCACUCGAGGAGAAAAAUUUAAUUUAAUAGCCAAUGUCUUCAACUACCUCAACAAGUGUGUCCAGAUCAGUGCCAUACUGGGACAGUCAAGCGACUAUGAGGCAGAGAUCCUUUCAUUGGGGGGCAACACAGCAACGGUGUGUGCCAAUGAAAGAAAAACAUAUAUUUGGGCUGUUAGCCCCCAAAAGCUGGGUGAGGUGAAAUUUGUGGUUACUGCUGAGGCCAAACUGAGCACCAGAGGUACUGGAAACAGCACAUCUCCAGAAGACAAGACCAUUUACAGGGACACCUUGAUUCAAACCCUACUUGUUGAGCCUGAAGGUAUUAAAAAGGAAUUGACUCAGAGCUCCCUCGUCUGUGCAAAGGGCAAAAAGAUUUCUGAACAGGUGUCUCUCAGCUUGCCAAGAAACCUAGUGCAGGGAUCAGCCAGAGCUUAUUUUUCUGUCAUUGGAGACAUUUUGGGUACAGCCCUGCGGAACUUAGAUAACCUCCUCCAUAUGCCUUAUGGCUGCGGAGAACAGAACAUGGCCUUGUUCACACCCAACAUCUAUGCCCUGGAUUAUCUGAAUAAAACUGGGCAGCUGACUGAAGAGAUUAGAAUCAGGGGUACUGGUUAUUUAUCCACAGGCUACCAGAAACAGCUAUCAUACAAACACCGGGAUGGAUCCUACAGCUCCUUUGGGUUACGAGAUAGAGAAGGGAGUGUAUGGCUCACUGCCUUUGUGUACAAGUCACUGGAGCAAGCCAAACGCUACAUCUACAUUGAUGACAACGUCCAGUCUCAAACUUUGAUCUGGCUAGCAAGCAAGCAGAAGUCAGAUGGCUGCUUUGAAAAUGCUGGAUCACAUUUCAACAAUGCUUUGAAGGGUGGAGAAGAAGCUGAAUACUCCCUCACAGCCUAUGUUGUGGCAUCAUUGCUGGAGGCUGGACACUCUGCUGCACAACCUGUCGUUCGGAGUGGCAUGAACUGUCUGGAGACUGCAUUUAACAGUGGGGUCCACAACCUGUAUAACCAGGCCCUCCUUGCCUAUGUUUAUGGCUUAGCUGGCAGAGAGGAAAGACGCCAGUUCUUCCUCGAGCAGCUGGACGGGGCAGCUGUCAGGGCUGGUGGAUCUAUUUACUGGCAGAGAGAAAACAAGCCACCAGCAGAACGUUUUUCUGACUUCUAUUCACGUGCCCCCUCUGCUGAGGUUGAAAUGACCAGCUAUGUGCUCCUGGCUCUGCUCAACAGAACCAAACUCACUCCAGAAGACUUAUCUUAUAUUUCCCGUGUUGUGUACUGGCUUAUCAAACAACAGAACCCAUAUGGUGGCUUUUCCUCCAGCCAGGACACUGUGGUUGCUCUCCAAGCUUUAGCCCAGUACGGAUAUCUCACCUUCUCCAAAAACAGUCUUAAUACAGUCAAAGUCCACUUCAUGGAGACCCCCAGUAAGAUUUUCCAGGUGAAUGACAAGAACCGCUUCUUACUGCAGCAGACUUCCUUGCCCACUAUUCCAGGGAGUUACAGUGUGGAGGUGAAUGGCACUGGCUGUGUCUAUCUGCAGACCACCCUGAGAUACAACAUCCAUUUGCCAAAAAAAGCUGCAGGAUUCUCUCUGUCUGUAAGGACAGCAAAUGUGUCUUGCACAGGCAACUAUCCACCAAGGUUUGACCUUGUCCUCUCUGCCAGUUACACAGGAAACCGCAGCGUCUCCAACAUGGCUAUUAUUGAUGUGAAAAUGCUCUCAGGAUUUGUUCCUGAAGAAUCUUCCCUGAAAAAGCUUCGGGACGAGAAUUCUGUUGUGGAUCGUGUAGACAUCAAGAACAACCACAUACUCUUCUACCUUCAGAAGGUCUCUCAGAAGGAAAUCAGCUUCUCCUUUGGUGUGGAGCAAAGCCUGGCUGUGUCAGACAUCAAACCAGUGCCUGUACAUAUAUAUGAUUACUAUGAAACAGAUGAAUAUGCCCUUUCAGAGUACAACACACCCUGCUCCCCUUCUUCCAGCUGAAAUCAGAUGUGUGCCAGAAGAGGUAAUGAUUCAAAAAUUAUCAGGCAAGCAGUUUUAGAACAAGAAGAGGAUAAGAGGCUUGUUUUUUUUCUGGAAGCACAAUGAAAAACAUGUAGAAUAAUGAGGAAUAAGCAAAUCCCAUAUUGCUGUAGAUCAGAAUGACCCACACUUCAAAGAGAAUUGGGGUCAAUGUGGAUUAGAAACUGCAGAUAAAGUCCUCUUCCUGACAAAGGAGAUACUGUGCAAUUGUUGACUCUGACCACCCCUCUUGUUUUGAAACUCACUACAUAUUCCAGUGGGAGAUUUGUGUAAAGGUAAAUGCUUGAGAUGUGCUCUGGGCUGUAGAUUCCUCUUAAGAAAUUAUAAUCUCAGAGAAUAAUGUACUGCUGCUUCUGCAGAUUUUACUUGUUUUGGUCUUUCCAUUGUCCAGAAGGAAAAUCCUGAAGAACUUACUUUGAUCCUUACCUUUUUCAGCAAUUGAACUGAAUCAUCUACAGAUGACAGAAUUCUAAUCCCAGGAAGACAACUCCUGUGCAAGUUUUGCCUCUAUCUAGAAAGACAUAUUUUCUUCAGAUUAGCACCUCAUAUUUUACUGCCCUUUGUAAUAAAACAUUCUGCUUGGCAA